Talpa occidentalis (Iberian mole) is the source of this 1979-nucleotide messenger RNA. It is a transcript of the gene CREB5, whose product is annotated as cAMP responsive element binding protein 5. Gene Ontology annotation, biological process: regulation of transcription by RNA polymerase II. The transcript is spliced from 7 exons. Gene Ontology annotation, molecular function: DNA-binding transcription factor activity, RNA polymerase II-specific; cAMP response element binding. NCBI's taxonomy places the organism in Eukaryota, Metazoa, Chordata, Mammalia, Eulipotyphla, Talpidae. Bases 166 to 1275 code for a protein of 369 amino acids. The record is from RefSeq and is a predicted model, not a curated record.
GAGAAAGAGAGCGAGCGAGCCGGAGGGAGAGCUUAGAGCCAGGCGCAAGAGAAGGGCCAGCGCAUUACAUCAUCGCUUGGCCUGGAAUCAAAUGGGAAGGAUAUGACUCACUCAGGCUAGUUAAGCUUUGGCUCAAAUUCUACACACACUCAUUCCAGAGCUCUCAUGUUCUGCACCUCAGGAGGGAAUUCAGCCUCAGUGAUGUCCAUGAGGCCUGUUCCAGGCUCUCUAUCUUCUCUGCUACAUCUCCACAACAGACAGAGACAGCCCAUGCCAGCCUCCAUGCCCGGGACCCUGCCUAACCCCACGAUGCCGGGAUCCUCUGCUGUCUUGAUGCCAAUGGAGAGACAAAUGUCAGUGAACUCCAACCUCCUGGGAAUGCAAGGUCCAAAUCUCAGCAACCCCUGUGCUUCACCUCAAGUCCAGCCAAUGCAUUCAGAAGCCAAAAUGAGGUUGAAGGCCGCCUUGACUCAUCACCCCGCUGCCAUGUCAAAUGGGAAUAUGAACACCAUGGGACACAUGAUGGACAUGAUGGGCUCCCGGCAGGACCAGACACCACACCAUCACAUGCACUCGCACCCGCAUCAGCACCAGACACUGCCAGCCCAUCACCCCUACCCGCACCAGCACCAGCACCCAGCGCACCAUCCUCAUCCGCAGCCCCAUCACCAGCAGAACCACCCACAUCAUCACUCCCACUCCCACCUUCAUGCACACCCAGCACAUCACCAGACCUCGCCACACCCACCCCUGCACUCCGGCAACCAAGCACAGGUUUCACCAGCCACACAACAGAUGCAGCCAACCCAGACAAUACAGCCACCCCAGCCCACAGGGGGGCGUCGGCGGAGGGUGGUGGAUGAGGAUCCUGACGAGAGGCGGAGGAAAUUUCUGGAACGGAACCGGGCAGCUGCCACUCGCUGCAGACAGAAGAGGAAGGUCUGGGUGAUGUCACUGGAAAAGAAAGCAGAAGAACUCACCCAGACAAACAUGCAACUUCAGAAUGAAGUGUCUAUGUUGAAAAACGAGGUGGCACAGCUGAAACAAUUGUUGUUAACGCAUAAAGACUGUCCAAUAACAGCCAUGCAGAAAGAAUCACAAGGAUAUCUAAGUCCAGAGAGUAGCCCGCCUGCGAGCCCCGUCCCUGCUUGCUCUCAGCAGCAAGUCAUCCAACAUAACACCAUCACUACUUCCUCGGCAGUCAGCGAGGUGGUAGGAAGCUCCACCCUCAGUCAGCUCACCACCCACAGAACAGACCUGAAUCCGAUUCUUUAAAAUCCACGGGUCAGACCUUGCCUCCAAGAAGAGCUGUCGCGUACCAUGCGUCCUUUCUUUUAAGGGCAUUUUUAGAAUUAACUCAGAUCUGGAAGACUCCUCAGCCCUUCAAAGACUGGCUUUCAUUUUUAUAGUUAUUAUGGAAAUGUUGUCUUUUAUACUUGGUUAUAUAAGAAAAAAGGGAGUUAUGCAAUUAAUAGCUAUCAGCUUGGGAAAUGCUUUGGUGCUUUUCUCCAAUUUUCUGGUACCACUUACUUGUUUAUAAACUGAACUUUCUGUAUAUAGUCAUGGUUUCAUUCUUAUCAGUCCAACCCUUUGCCUGAAACAUUGACUCUUGUUAAACCGCAGCUUUUAGCCAAAAUGAGGCAUACCUAGAUGUCAAGUAAACAGAUCCAAGGUAACUGGGUGAGAAAUUGAAGGCAUCAUAACACGCGUUGAGUGUGUGCUGUGAUGUCACCAGAAUCCCAGAUAAUCACAGAGCCUUUUCCCCUCUUAUUAUAAAAGAUUAUAAGAUCCACUGAUGUCCAAAUAGAACCACCAAACAUCUCACCACCUCUCCUCCUCCUCUCGGGCCACCUUCUCCAUGUCCAGUUCCACUCUCCAUUUCCUCUUUUUCUUGGACUCCCUGUUUACUCUUCAGUAGAACUUUCUUUUGUCUUAUUUUACCCCAUUAGCAUUGCAUGUCAAGAAGAAAAUAAUGUUUA